AUGGUGGGUCCCAUGUCGUCAAAAUCGAUUGCCAUGGAUCGCCAUUCAUAUGUGCGCGUUGGCCGUUUGAGUGCACGUGCCACUGUCUUCUUUUUGAGUACCUCUGAAAGUACCCUGCAUCUUUUCUCAACCACGUUGUAUCGUAUUUGGUUCCCCACUUUGAAUGGAUGUCAAGGUCAGCAUUACCGUUGUAGCUCACCCGAGUUAGAAAAUGAUUUCCACUCUAUCUCUGGGCUUCUGACCUACCGUGCAGCAAAAUACCGAGCGACGCUGGGGUGUAUUACAAUACAAAAUUCCGAUGCUGCUAUGGCAAGUCUACCCGCAAAGACAUCCACCACAAAGCUGCGCUAG
Messenger RNA from Pyricularia oryzae 70-15, 351 nucleotides. RefSeq lists its product as uncharacterized. The transcript is spliced from 2 exons. Lineage: Eukaryota; Fungi; Ascomycota; Sordariomycetes; Magnaporthales; Pyriculariaceae. The record is from RefSeq and is a predicted model, not a curated record. Bases 1 to 351 code for a protein of 116 amino acids.